AUGAACAAGAGCAAAGGCACGACGAGAGCGAAAAGCCGCGCCGCUCCUUCGUUUAACGAAAUCUGGACAAAAAAUCGGAAAUUAACCAAAAACAUAGCCUUCUCCGUGGCGCUCGAUCUCUUCCCCAUCACGUCCCCGGAAAUAAAGCGCGCCAGGGACGCCCUACGAGUCACCGAGCCCUUCUACCAGUUCCCCACCGAAAAGCACCUCUACGAGGUCAUCUUGCCGCGAAUGUACGACCAAGUGAAGCAAAAGGUCCAACAGACCGUAAGGAGCGAUUUGGCCAAAGGCGUGAAGCAGAUAGCCUUGAGCAUCGACGGGUGGACGGGCCGUAGCGUGAGCGACCACAUGUCGAUAACGGCCCACUACUGGACGGCCGACUUUGAGCCCCGGCACUUUCUCCUGCAGCUCGAGAGCUUGCCCCGGGCCUGGAACACGGCCCACGACCUCUUCCACUUGAUCCAGAACGUCCUGCUCAAGUACGGAUUCGCCGGGGCCCCGAACGACGGCGGCCGCGUCGUCCACAUAGUCACCGCGAACGGCCACAACGUGGUCGAGGCCACGGAGCUCAACCCCAACUGGAUACGCGUCCCCUGCCUCGCCCGGCUACUCCAGCUGACCGUCGACGACGCCCUCGACCACCACGACGAGUUCAACGCCCUGAGGACCAAGUGCGAGCGCCUCCUCUCGGCCCUGUGGUCCAAGUCCGGGUCCUCCACCGGCGGCAGCCUCCUACGGGACGAGGUCGUGCCCUCGUGGAACUCGAUCCACGAGAUGUUCGACAGCUUGUUGAGGUUACGCGGCGCCGUGCGCGCCUUUCUCCAGGAGUCGCCGGACCUGCAGCUGACGGACACCGACUGGGAGUCGAUGGAGCGCUACGUGGGGACCUUGGCGCCCCUCAGACAGGCCACCGAGAUGCUCUCCGGCGAGCCCUACCCGCCCCUGUCGCUGUACAUACCGACGGCGCGGGCCGUCUUUGAGCUCGUGAGGUCCGCUUCCUCGUUGGACGACUGUCUCGCCGACCGGCUCGGCGGGGCCAUGUGCUCGAGGUUCGGCCGCGCGUUGAACGCCAACGAGUCCAUGGUAGUGGCCAUGGUGCUGGACCCGAGGUUCAAGACGAGGCUGCUAUCGGACGAGGAGAGGCCCACGGUCGUCGACAUCGUCAGGGACAAGAUGCUGGAGACCACUGGCACAGCAGUGCCGAGGUCGAGGAAGCGGGCGAGUUCGCCGCUGGAGCAGUACCUGGCGCGGAUGGGGGACGAGCAGAAGCCGAGCCUAGAGAAGGCGGUGGAGGCCGAGCUGGCGCACUACCUGUGCGAGGACGUCGUACCGAUGGACUCGAGGAUCAACGAGUGGUGGAGACGGCACUCCCGGCUGUUCCCGAGGCUCGGCGACCUUGCCAGGGUGUACCUGGCCGUGCCGGCCGUGCAAGUGAGCACCGAGCGGGCCUUCCCGAGGAAACGAGGCUUUGACCUCGACAGGAGGGCCGAGCUGCUCGCCAGCCAGGCCAACGUCUUGGACCUCAUGAGGAUUAGCUUUCUCAACCACAACUUGGGCUACUUCGAGGCCGAGGUCGAUUGUCUCUGA
Copidosoma floridanum is the source of this 1587-nucleotide messenger RNA. Its product is annotated as zinc finger BED domain-containing protein 4-like. Gene Ontology annotation, cellular component: nucleus. Lineage: Eukaryota; Metazoa; Arthropoda; Insecta; Hymenoptera; Encyrtidae. Gene Ontology annotation, molecular function: protein dimerization activity. Gene Ontology annotation, biological process: regulation of transcription by RNA polymerase II. The record is from RefSeq and is a predicted model, not a curated record.